UAUCGGAAAAAAUUAUGCGUUGACUUGGCGGAAUUUGGAUCGAUGAAUAUUGACGCUGUUUGCGCCUCUUCACCCUGGUGCAAGGUGUGUAGGAAAUUCUUCCACAAAGACACUGACAAAGACUGCCCUUCGAAAGAUAAGAAACGCCCCUCCAAGGGCAAGGAUAACAAGGAGGAUAAGGGAAAGGAGGAGAAGGAAAAGGAGCAUGAAGGGAAGAAGGGGAAAGAGAAGGAAAAAGAGACGGAAAAGGGGAAUGAGAAGGAGAAGGAGAAGGAAGAAGAAAAGGGAAAGGGUGGCAGCGAGGAUGAGGCGGUGACGGUAAUGGGAAAAGGGGACAAGGGAAAGGAUGGGAAGGAAGUGGACAAAGGGGAUAAAAUACAGGAAAAGGAUAAGGAAGAAGAAAGGAGGGCCUCGGAGGAUAAGGAGAUGAAGGAUAAGGAAGAAAAGGCCGAUGGGGAUAGAGGAGGGGAAAAGGAGGCCCUGGGAAAGUUGAAGGGGCACAAAGAUAUAAAGGGCAGAAAGAAGAGCCUAUGGAGAGAAAAGCGUCGUAUGGCAGAAGGGAAGAAGGAUGUCCCCCCCCCGGGGGGGGAAAGAGGAGUGGAGGAAAAAGGACAAGGGGAGAACAUACAAAUGGAAGUGGAGCCAGUACAGAUUGAACUGAAAAUUAAUCCGUCCCAGGUGCAACUGAUUGACAAUAAUGCCAAGGUCCCAGCACCAGAGGACACAGUUGUUGUUGCUGCUGCUGCAGAGCUAUUGGCUAAAGCAGCCGAAGCCUUUGCCGCUGCUGCAGCAGCUGCUGCUCCCAAUCCAUCAAACAGGUCCAAAACCCGGACAGGGAAACUGAAAUUCCCUAAUUCGGACGCCCCCCCCCCUCUGGAUUCCUCCACCCCAUAUGUGCUUGGAGAUAUUCAGAAAAGGACAAGUGGGAACAAGAACCAAAAGGUUCAACAUUCCCCAGUUCUUAACCAACCUCCGGUGACACCCCCCUCGGGGAGUGUUGCUCUCACUGUCGAUGGCACAGUCCAAGACUCAGCAAUUUGCGUGAUGGGGGAAAACGCCCUCCGCCUUUCCAAAAAAUCGGAAGAAGUAGUGGAUGAUCAGGGGUCUGCCCAGGACAUGCUGGAAUUCAUGGUCCCUGGACUGUUCCAAGAAGGAAUAGUCCACUUCGAUCCAGCAGAAGAUUCGGGGAUAGUUUUUAUGCUAAACCCGAAUAAAAGAGCAAAAUCCAACGAUAGCAUCCCCAUUCCGACGAUGGAAGAACAAGCGAUGGGCGACCCCAGGGAGAUGCCCGCAAUCUUAGCGGUCCCAGUCAUAAAAAGGAAACCUUCCACAAGGAAAGCUAAGAAAACGCUAAUUCAGGGCCCCCCCAUGUUUACUUUGGGUAAAGGUGACAAAUCUGCAAGUCCUAGCUUGGAAAUUUUCGUUCCGCUGAUUUGUUCAGAUACUCCCCAGGGUGUAAUGGCCCUUACCAUGAUUGCCCAGGAUGAGUCUUUAUCCCUUCCUUCUAUUACUGUUCAGUCUGCCUUGUCGGACGAACUCCUCAUCAAAAUGGCAUCAGAGCAAGUACUAUUCAACGAAGGAUCCUGUGUACUCCUGCAGAAGCCAAGGAUGGGGAGGUACUUAGCGGUGCUGCCAGACAACAGCAAGGUGUUAGUGCACUUAGCGUUUAUGAGCCUCACCUGGCUGUCUGAUGAGUAUGAGGGCUGGACAAAACCGAAGACUCAAUGACACCCCCUGAUGGAUUUUAUUACUAGGAAAACGGACUCGUUGGAGAAAAUUCGGGUGGGGUCAAAGCUAUCUGCCCUGGUCAUUGCAGACUGGAUUUCCAGUGUCGAGGCCAUUGACAUACUCAUAAGCAAUAAAUUUUCGAGCACGGU
Chara braunii is the source of this 1877-nucleotide messenger RNA. NCBI's taxonomy places the organism in Eukaryota, Viridiplantae, Streptophyta, Charophyceae, Charales, Characeae. The record is from the annotation of a GenBank genome assembly.